GGACAUUUAUGGCACAUUUGGUUCCAUACAGUACUGUCAUCUUCCUAAUGUUACUCCAUCUCUGCCUUCUCCAGGUUACCUGUACAUAGCUAUCGAAUACGCUCCCUAUGGUAACCUUCUCGACUUCCUGAGGAAGAGUAGAGUCUUGGAGACCGAUCCUGCUUUUGCCAAGGAACAUGGCACUGCUUCCACCCUCACCUCCCAGCAGCUGCUGCAGUUUGCUGUAGACGUGGCAACAGGGAUGCACUACCUAAGUGACAAACAGUUCAUCCACAGGGAUUUGGCAGCCAGGAAUGUCCUUGUUGGGGAUAACCUUGUGGCAAAGAUAGCAGACUUUGGCCUGUCCCGCGGUGAGGAAGUUUAUGUUAAGAAGACAAUGGGGAGGCUGCCUGUACGCUGGAUGGCCAUUGAGUCCCUGAACUACAGUGUGUAUACGACCAAGAGUGAUGUGUGGUCUUUUGGUGUUCUUCUCUGGGAAAUUGUAAGCUUAGGUGGCACACCAUAUUGUGGGAUGACAUGUGCUGAGCUUUAUGAAAAACUGCCACAAGGCUACAGGAUGGAGAAACCCAAAAACUGUGACGAUGAGGUUUAUGAGCUGAUGAAGCAGUGCUGGAGGGAUCGGCCCUAUGAGAGACCCCCCUUCUCCCAAAUCUCUGUCCAGCUCAACAGGAUGCAGGAGGCAAGGAAGGCUUAUGUGAACAUGGCUCUCUUUGAGAACUUCACCUACGCUGGGAUAGACGCCACAGCCGAGGAGGCCUGACUACCAGUCCCCCCAGACCCUAGCAUGCCACAUAGCCCCAUGAGGAAGUCCCGAGGAUGGUCGCCACGUUACUGCCACCUUCCUGCCUCUCAACGCCGAGACAGGAGGACCAGGCGCUCUACCAAAGCCACCCAGCUAUAGAUGGAGAACUGUGAAAGGACACUGUGUGGAGGUAUCAGAGACGUUAGAGAUGUGGAGUAUUGCUGGGCCUUGGAUGGAGAAAUGUGAUUGCCACUGACUGGGAAAUAUUGAGCCCCUAUCGCUACAAAACGCUCCCAUGAAAACGACACAACAUUGUACCUAUUGCUCCUACAAAAGUUACAAUGCUGGACUCUUUUCUCUGAGUGUUGAGGAGAAGUGGCAAAUAAGGAGCUAUGUGACUUGCUGAAACACCACAGGGUCUGUGGGGUGUCAACGCUGGACUUAAUUUUCUCUCCAUUACUCUUUAUGGAGAAGGAAAUAUUUUCAUUAAGAUGAAAUUUAAAGGACACAGUGUGGAUCAUAAACAUUCAAGCUCUCAGACUUAAAAAAGGAUGAAAGACACAUACAAUGUAGCACUUAAAACCAGCCUCAUUCAUGCCAUCUGUGUCUUUUACUGUUUGCCUAUCACUGCCAUGUGAAUGUAACUAUUGUAUGUAUUUUGUCUCUUUUUAAAGGUCAAGUAGAUAUAUCAAAGACUUCUAUUCGAAUGUAGUUACAGACCGAUAUAAAUGCAAUCAUGGUAGAUUCACCAUGUGUUGCAUGCAAAGCUCCACCACAAGUUGUUUGGAAAAUGCUACUAAUACAGAGCAGAUUCACAGCCAGUGUACUCGCUAUUAGUUACCUUUAACGCUAUGAAACCUAACACAAUGUAUGGUAAUAUAUCCAUUAUAGGAGAAUGUACAGUGUGUUUUCAUUAACUGAUUCCUUAAAUAAAGGUUUUGCGUGGUGACUGGACUCAUCACUGCAAGCAAUUGGUCCAUUUGCAUAAGUCCA
Micropterus salmoides (largemouth bass) is the source of this 1735-nucleotide messenger RNA. Its product is annotated as tyrosine-protein kinase receptor Tie-1. Gene Ontology annotation, molecular function: transmembrane receptor protein tyrosine kinase activity; ATP binding. The transcript has 7 exons. Gene Ontology annotation, cellular component: signaling receptor complex. The annotation marks the transcript as partial. Gene Ontology annotation, biological process: positive regulation of kinase activity; protein phosphorylation; multicellular organism development. Lineage: Eukaryota; Metazoa; Chordata; Actinopteri; Centrarchiformes; Centrarchidae. The record is from RefSeq and is a predicted model, not a curated record.